CGGAUACCGAAUCGGAGGCCGAAGUCGCCGCGAUGACUGUGAUGGGAGAAGCGGCAAACAUCGACAUCACCGAAUCCCUACCGAACCCCGACGACGGCGAAACCGCGUUUGCAGAGGUGACAGCCGUCACUGUUGGGGACGUCCAGAGUUCAGAUGUCUUCACCUCCACAGCAGCGUCCAUCCCUGAACACGUGCUCACUGGCAGAACCACGCUUCAGAUCGGAGACAGUCUGAGUACCCAGAAGGCCACACUGAUCGUGGUGCACACGGAUGGGAGCAUCGUAGACGCCACAGCGCUGAAGGGCACCGCGACACCGAUGACACCUGGCACUCAAACCCCGAGCACCCCUCUGACGUCUGGACGCGAUAAGGACGUCUCUAAGUACAACUGGGAUCCGUCGGUUUAUGAGAACGAGCUUCCGGUUCGCUGCAGGAACACCAGCGGGAUUCUGUACAAAAACAGACUGGGCUCAGGGGGCAAAGGGCGCUGUAUAAAACACAACAAUAACUGGUACACCCCGACUGAGUUUGAGGGUAUGUCAGGGAGAGCGAGCAGCAAAGACUGGAAGAGAAGCAUCCGCUAUGCUGGCCGACCUCUGCAGUGUCUCAUUCAGGAGCGUAUCCUGAACCCUCACGCAGCGUCCUGUACGUGUGCGGCCUGCUGUGAUGAUCUGUCAACAUAUGAAUACCCAGUGUUGACCACACUUCCUGCGCUGGCGGUGGUCCCUCAGCAGGCCGUGGUGCAGUCUAAACCCUCUCCGUCAGGGCCGAUCAUGAACGGGCUGGAGACGGCCGAGCAGCGCACGUGGCUUUACCUGGAGGAGAUGGCCAAUACGCUGCUCAACAACGUCCAGCAACUCAAAGUCCUUAUCGCACAGGCCAAACAAGCCAGUCAGAGCGGAGCGCAUGGCGCCAUCAGCCCAGAGAAAAGCAGUAGCGUCAGAAAAGAGUCCUUUCAGAGUCAGUUGUCACUCAGUGAAGAACCUGAGGGGAAAAUCACUGAAAUUAUCAUCAAGCACACGUGUGUGAACUGCGGUCGAGAGGCGUCCAGUGAGUGUGCGGGCUGCCAUAAAGUCCAUUACUGCUCUGGCUUCUGUCAGCGAAAAGACUGGAAGGAGCAUCAGCUGAGCUGCUGUCCACCGGGCACGACUGUCAGCAUUCAGGAAGACGCUUAGAUGGCCGGUGUGGAGGUGGAGAAAGGGAAGGCCUAGCACUCUCACCGCAGGACCGUGACGUAUGAAAUCUAGAUGGGUGAUCACUUCCGUUCAUGUGUUUUAGUUUAGCUAUAAAGCCUCGUGGUAGCAGCCCCCUUACACACUGUGACAUGGAUGACGUCUGUACUUUCUGUACCAUUUCACCAUCUCACUAUGGAUUUUGUAUGUGAAGAUAAUCCUUAAAGCGGUAGCUCACCAAAAAUCAUUUACUCACCCUUAUGUUUUUCCAAGACUGUACUUUUUGAACACAAUGCGUUGUGUUCAAGCUCACAAUUUCCUUAAAGUGAAGACAUAAAAUUAACAGUUUUAAGCUCCUAAAAGGAAAAAUAAAAAUGCUAAAGUAAUCCAUGUGACCUGAAAUUUAAGAUAAUCACUCCGUUGUAGCUCUCAAAUCUAUGAAAGCUUGUUUCCUCCACAAGAAAAAUAAAAUAAAAUGGGU
This is a messenger RNA of Sinocyclocheilus rhinocerous, 1653 nucleotides long. RefSeq names its product deformed epidermal autoregulatory factor 1 homolog. Gene Ontology annotation, cellular component: nucleus. Gene Ontology annotation, molecular function: DNA binding; DNA-binding transcription factor activity, RNA polymerase II-specific. The transcript is spliced from 11 exons. NCBI's taxonomy places the organism in Eukaryota, Metazoa, Chordata, Actinopteri, Cypriniformes, Cyprinidae. Gene Ontology annotation, biological process: regulation of transcription by RNA polymerase II. The coding region runs from base 33 to 1175 and encodes 380 amino acids. The record is from RefSeq and is a predicted model, not a curated record.